Schizosaccharomyces octosporus yFS286 is the source of this 1978-nucleotide messenger RNA. Its product is annotated as alpha-1,2-galactosyltransferase. The record is from RefSeq and is a predicted model, not a curated record. Gene Ontology annotation, biological process: protein N-linked glycosylation. Gene Ontology annotation, cellular component: Golgi membrane. Lineage: Eukaryota; Fungi; Ascomycota; Schizosaccharomycetes; Schizosaccharomycetales; Schizosaccharomycetaceae. The transcript has a single exon. The coding region runs from base 554 to 1588 and encodes 344 amino acids. Gene Ontology annotation, molecular function: glycosyltransferase activity.
UUUAAUUUUCGUAUUCUAGUUAACUUUUGAUAAAUUAUCUUUUAUUUUAUUUUAUGAAAGGUGUCUUCGGAAAAGAUUAUGCUUUCGGCAUGAUGUACGGACACCUUUGACAGCUUAUGCCGACCUAAUUGAAUAGUCGAAGCAUUCGAUACAUUAAAAGAUCCAUUAAUUUGUUGAUUUCUCUACAUUUUCUUUUUAUCGUAGAUUUCUAUCUUUUCUAUAUAUGUACAUAUAUAUUUUUUUUUCUGUGCUGCCGCUACGAAAGCCAAAGUGCCCAUGUCGAACUCACUAAAGAAAUAAUUAAAUAAAAAUACAAUUAAAGAUAAAGCAUCAUUAUUUUCUCUCAUAAUUAUUUAUAUCUACCUCCACGGUGGAACAAUACUUACACCAGCCUUACCUUUGUUCUACGUGCAUGCACUUCACCUCUGUCAAAUCCCAAAAAACUCCACACUUUUGAAGGAAUCCUAAAACGUUUGCGGCAAUCCAUUGAGAUUUGCCCGAAUUCUUUCCGGAAAGUUUGUAAAUUACAAAAACCGUCGAAAUAUUCAGGAAAAUGUGGAAUCCAAAGAAAAAGUCGGAAGCCCUGGCAAAGUUUAAAUCAUUUCCUUAUCCUAAACCAGGCACCUCGAACUUACUAGAUUCUGGUUCUAAAAUAUAUACGAAAAGAUCGUUUCUGCAGAAAGUAGCAUUUUUCGUUAUUCUCGUGCUAUGCCUUGGGUUUUUGUUCAAGCACCAUUUAAAUUCACAGCCUCACCACAGUAAAGUGGUGAUGAUAGUCGCUGUUAAUGACGGUGGUGGUGUUAUGGAUGUGAAAAGGGCUGAUGAAUGGGAUUUAGAAAAGAUUUCCAAGAGAAAUAAAGAAGAUUAUGCGAAACGCCAUGGAUAUGACUUAAUUUUUAAGAGCGAAGGGAUGAAGCGACGCUAUGCUCAUGAAUGGCGAGAAUCUUGGGAAAAAGCAGACUAUAUAUCUGAAGCCAUGGAAAAGUAUCCUAACGCUGAAUGGUUUUGGUGGUUAGAUUUAACUACCUAUAUUAUGGAGCCUCAGUACUCUAUUGAGAAUCAUAUUAUUAAUCGUCUUCCAAAGAUAGCCGUUCGCAACAUUACUGAUCCCAUGGAGUUCAACCCUCGUAGUUACAAGCAAAUCCCUUUUGAGGAUUAUUCCGAUGAUAUUAGUCUUAUCAUGGGACAGGAUUGCAAUGGCUUUAGCCUUGGCUCUUUUAUUAUCCGUCGCAGCGAAUGGUCGAAGCGACUUAUAGACUUCCUAUGGGAUCCUGUAGUUUAUGGACAAAAACAUACUGAAUGGCCACAUGACGAACAGAACGUGCUUGAAUAUUUUUACGAGCAUAAUGCUUGGUUACGUAGUGGAAUUGCCUUUGUUCCUUUGCGGACUUUAAAUGCUUAUACUAAAGGCGCUUGUGAAGCCGACAGUAGCAAUCCUCGAUUUUUCUACAGUCAUAAGCAGAGGGACUUCUUGGUUAACUUGGCUGGUUGUAAUUAUGGCAGAAAUUGCAAGGAGGAAAUGAAACAGUACCAGUCCAUACAGGGAAGGCGAUCUGGUUUUUCAAAAUUACUUUCAUUCUUUUUUUAACCGAUCUAUGCAUUUGUUUUCUUGAGUCAUUCUUUUAAAAUCUCUUCUUUGCAUCCCUAAUUCGAUUUCUAUCUAUUUUACAGCUAUUUACAAUUUGCUAGACUAAUAUUCUUCUGAAAAAGUUAUAUGUAGGGAAGUUUUGGGUUCUGGAAAUGUACCCAUAUGUUUUGUGUUUUCUAAAAUAUAUAUAACAUAUAUGAGCUAAAUAUCAUUCUAGAAUAUGUGUUCAAUUACUAGUGGAAAGUCUAAAUUGCUUUAUUAUAUUCGUUGUGUUAAAGAUGAUGAUGACCUAGGGUAUUAUCCUGUCUUCAAAUGCAGAAAGACUUGACAUAAUACCUAAUAGUUUAUCAUUGUUAUUAGAAAUGAAACAUCUUUUUAUUUACUUUUCGU